GUAUCCUCCUCUUCAACUUCCGGUAAUGGUAGGGCGGUGAAUGUGUCUGUGUGUUCUAUACGUCUGGAUGUGUAGCUAGCGUAAAGUUUUUGUGUCCCCAUUAAUCGUAAUGGAUAGCCAAGGUAAAAAAGUCAUUGUGUGCGACAACGGAACGGGGUUUGUCAAAUGUGGUUACGCGGGAUCCAACUUCCCGGCCUUCCGAUUCCCGUCGCUCGUCGGGAGGCCGAUUCUACGAGCCGCCCACAAGAUAGGUGACAUCGAAAUAAAGGAUGUGAUGGUUGGCGAUGAGGCCUCCAAGCUGCGCUCCAUGCUGGAGGUGGAAUACCCCAUGGAGAAUGGCAUCGUACGCAACUGGGACGACAUGUGCCUGGUCUGGGAUUACACCUUCGGGGAGCAGAAGCUGGACAUCGACCCGCGCGAGUGCAAAGUGCUCCUCACAGAGCCACCCAUGAACCCGCUCAAGAACCGCGAGCGCAUGAUCGAGGUCAUGUUCGAGAAGUACCAGUUCGACAGUGCCUACAUUGCCAUCCAGGCUGUGCUCACACUCUACGCCCAAGGCCUUUACACAGGAGUGGUCGUAGACUCUGGUGAUGGUGUCACCCACAUCUGCCCCGUGUUUGAAGGCUUUGCCCUAAAUCAUUUGACUCGGAGGCUGGACAUUGCGGGCCGAGACAUCACGCGGUAUCUCAUCAAGCUGCUGCUAUUGCGUGGCUACGUGUUCAACCAUUCGGCCGACUUUGAGACAGUGCGCAUGAUCAAGGAGAAGCUCUGCUACGUCAGCUACAAUGUGGAGCAGGAGCAGAAGUUGGCCCUGGAGACAACUUUCCUGGUGGAGUCGUACACUCUUCCAGACGGUCGCACCAUCAAGCUGGGCGGCGAGCGCUUUGAGGCACCGGAGGCCCUGUUCCAGCCACACCUUAUCAAUGUGGAGGGGCUGGGCAUUGCAGAGCUGCUCUUCCAGACGAUCCAGAAUGCAGCGAUGGACGUGCGGACGAAGCUGUACAAGUACAUCAUCCUGUCGGGGGGCUCGACCAUGUACCCGGGUCUGCCGAGCCGUCUUGAGCGCGAGAUCAAGCAGCUCUACCUGGAGCGCGUGCUCCGGGGGGACACGGAGAAGCUCAUGAAGUUCAAGAUCCGUAUCGAGGACCCUCCCCGACGCAAGGACAUGGUCUUCAUCGGAGGCUCGGUCUUGGCCGAAGUGAUGAAGGACAACGACAAGUUCUGGAUGAGCCGCAGCGAGUACGAGGAGAAAGGCGUGCGCGUGCUGGACAAGCUACUGCCUGGUGCUGCCAUCAUGUAACCGGCACUUCCACCUGCAUUCGCUGCGCAGCGAUGCUCGGGGGCGCCGCAGGCGUGCCGGCAGAAUGGGUGCGUCCUUCGAAGCUAUGCUGUGUAAGAAGCGAGCACUACGUUUAUGCCGUUGAAUGGCACGUGUGGGGGCAGUGUUCGGCACUGCAGAGGGCCCGUGCAAUCUGCAGGCUUCACAGAAAACCACGAGCGGUCAUGGCUGUUGCUCCAGAGCAUCGUGCAACAGGUGCUGCGUACGACAGGUGCGAAGGCUUGCAGUAUUUUGACAGGUUAGCAUCGAUGGCUCCCAACGAUUGCAGCGGUUUCACACUAGCGUUGCAGAAACACGGCCGGGCUCUUCUGUCUUGCUAAAGUCGCCGAGGCUGUUCGUUUUGACCAUCUCUUGACGGACCAUCUUUGACAGUGUUCAAUUGUGGCACGCUGCACUGUCUGCCAUUCCUAAACACGACGAGGUUGUAAAGUAAGUUGACGUGGCACCUUGUUUGAGCUCACGUGCCGCGUGGCACUGUUGUCUGGUAUUUCAAGGACAUCUCGACGAGAAGAGCAGUUUGUGGCUCUGACAAGUCGGGAUCUCCGCGCACUUCGCUUUCUCAUAGCGCCUCUCUGCUGCGAGGUAAUUCUUGCUUGCCCUCACUUCUCGAGUGUGCAUUUUUCGGGUUGGCAUCCUGACACUGCCAGUGCCAUUGUUAAAUGUUGUUCCAAUGACGAAUUCUUCUUUUGCGUAGCUUCGCUGUAUAAUCACCAAUUUCUAUUCUAGAUCGACUUCCUUCUCCCUCGAUUAGGUGGCCGGAGUGAUAUGUAGUACUUUUAGACUAGCGAGCACAAGUUGUUACGCGCCAUUUCAACACGGCGUGCGGUUAAUUUGUUUCCGAGUCUCCUUGAGCUGUACAUAUGGUUGUUCUGCCCCCAAGAAUCACUUGAACCGCACGGGUGUGUGUAAGUAGGGUUCGGUCGCAUUUGCUGGCAAAUGAACUUGCACGCCUGUUCCCUCGUUGGCACCUGUGCUGCUUCACAGCGGGGCAAAUUAGUGCACCACUUGUAAUAUAAUGUACAAUAAUCUGAAUAGACUAGUGGUUCAUGGUUAGAGCGUAUGUUGGGACUUCCCCGUUUGAAUAUGUCUGGUCAUUUCAUUCCCUUGGUCGGAUUUUUUCGGUGGUUCUUGCGAAGACCAGUGCCACUCCUGUUGUGAUUUAGCAGCGAGCGCUUCAAGCUGCUUGCACAUUAUUAUAGAAAAAAAAAUUUUUUUCCAUUUAUUUUUUCGGAGCACACAUGAACUGUGCUCCAGAGAACACUUCUGUGAGAAUGAUUGCAUUGUUCAUUUUAUUUUAUAAUAAACAUUCACUUCCAGAUCA
Molecule: messenger RNA, 2660 nt
Organism: Dermacentor silvarum
Lineage: Eukaryota; Metazoa; Arthropoda; Arachnida; Ixodida; Ixodidae
Gene: Arp2
Product: actin-related protein 2
Exons: 7
Coding region: 110-1300 (396 amino acids)
Biological process (GO): Arp2/3 complex-mediated actin nucleation
Cellular component (GO): Arp2/3 protein complex; actin cortical patch
Molecular function (GO): actin filament binding
Source: RefSeq, a predicted model, not a curated record